GUUGCUUCUUACAUACCCCCUUCGACGCUCCCCGAUUAUUCCUGACCUUCAUCGUCGACCCGUAUUCACAAUGGCUACUAAAGCGUUUGCAAUCAUCGCCGGCGUAGGCCCCGGCACGGGAGCAUCGGUAGCAAGAAGAUUCGCCAAAUCAUACUCGGUCGUGCUUCUUAGCCGAAAUCCCGCCAACUUUGAACCCGUUGUCCAGGAGAUCAACUCGAGCGGCGGGCAUGCCGUCGGGAUCAGUACCGAUCUGUCCGACUCGACGAGUGUGAAGAAUGCCUUUGAGAAGAUUUCCCAGCAGUUUGCAGACUCGGCACUUGCAGCUGCGGUCUUCAAUCCUGCCGGUGGUUUUGUGAAGAAGCCGUUCCUAGAGCUCACAGAGGAAGAGUUCGCCGGCGGGUUGGAUGGCCAAGCGAAAGGUGGAUUUAAUCUGGCGAAGAAUGCGUUGCCUCUUUUGCUACAGGCAAAAGGACUCGGCUACCCUCCUACUCUAAUCUUCACCGGAGCAACUGCCAGCCUGAAAGGAUCUGCAACCUUUGCAGCAUUUGCAUCUGGGAAAUUUGCCCUGCGAGCGCUGGCGCAAUCGUUGGCUCGAGAAUUCGGGCCUCAGGGUGUCCAUGUCUCUCAUGUUAUCAUCGACGGGGUUAUUGAUAUUCCUCGAACAAAGGGGUAUCAGUUUGAGCAUCCGGACGCAAAGCUCAGCCCAGAAGCGAUUGCGGAUCAAUACUGGCACAUACAUACCCAACCACGGACUACAUUCGCCUUUGAAAUCGACUUGCGGCCCUAUGUCGAGAAGUGGUAGAAGAUUUGACGUUGAAGGGCAAUUUAUUUUCUUUCAUGUUGCUAUCCUGCAUAAAAAGCACUCUUCUGGAGAUAGUUCGAAUGCCUUCGAGAAAGGUUCCAUCUGCAGCAGAAACGGGUAUAUCUAGAUG
Messenger RNA from Penicilliopsis zonata CBS 506.65, 932 nucleotides. RefSeq lists its product as hypothetical. The record is from RefSeq and is a predicted model, not a curated record. The coding region runs from base 71 to 802 and encodes 243 amino acids. The transcript is spliced from 4 exons. NCBI's taxonomy places the organism in Eukaryota, Fungi, Ascomycota, Eurotiomycetes, Eurotiales, Aspergillaceae.